AUGGGGCUCGUCUCAGCCCCUCCCUGCACACAGCGUAUCACCUGGAAGGGGCUCCUGCUCACAGCAUCGCUUUUAAACUUCUGGAACCCACCUACCACUGCCCAAGUCAUGAUUGAAGCCCAGCCACCCAAAGUUUCUGAGGGGAAGGAUGUUCUUCUACUUGUCCACAAUUUGCCCCAUAAUCUUGCCAGCUAUAGCUGGCACAAAGGGCGAAUGAUGGACCUCCAGCAUUACAUUACAUCAUAUGUAGUAGCCAGUCAAAUAAUUUUAUCUGGGCCUGCAUACAGUGGACGAGAAACACUAUAUUCCAAUGCAUCCCUGCUGAUCCAGAAUGUCACCCGGGAGGACGCAGGAUCCUACACCUUAAACAUCAGACAGCGAGGUGAUGGGAUUAGAGGAGCAUCUGCACAUUUCACCUACACCUUAUACCUGGACACUCCCAAGCCCUCCAUCUCCAGCAGCAACUUAAACCCCAGGGAGGACAUGGAUAUGGUGAUCUUAACCUGUGAUCCUGAGACUCCAGAUGCAAGCUACCUGUGGUGGAUGAAUGGUCAGAGCCUCCCUGUGACGCACAGGUUGCAGCUGUCCAAAACCAACAGGACCCUCUUUCUAUUUGGUGUCACAAAGGAUAUUACAGGACCCUAUGAAUGUGAAAUACAAAACCCAGUGAGUGCCAGCCGCAGUGACCCAGUCACUCUGAAUCUCCUCCCGAAGCUGCCCAAGCCCUACAUCACCAUCAACAACUUAUACCCCAGGGAGAAUAAGGAUGUCUUAACCUUCACCUGCGAACCUAAGAGUAAGAACUACACCUACAGGUGGUGGAUAAAUCGUCGGAGACUCCCAGUCAGUCCCAGGGUAAAGCGACCCAUUGAAAACAGGAUCCUCAUUCUACCCAGUGUCAUGAGAAAUGAAACAGGACCCUAUGAAUGUGAAAUACGGGAACGAGAUGGUGGCAUCCGCAGUAACCCAGUCACCCUGAAUGUCCUCUAUGGUCCAGACCUCCCCAGCAUUUACCCUUCAUUCGCCUAUUACCAUAAAGGAGAAAACCUCUACUUGUCCUGCUUCGCGGACUCUAACCCACCGGCAGAAUAUUCUUGGACAAUUAAUGGGAAGUUUCAGCAAUCAGGACAAAAUCUCUCUAUCCCCCAAAUUACUACAAAGCAUAGCGGGCUCUAUGCUUGCUCUGUUCGUAACUCAGCCACUGGCAAGGAAAGCUCCAGAUCCAUAACAGUCAAAGUCUCUGGUAAGUGGAUCCCAGCAUCCUUGGCAAUAGGGUUUUUGGUGGAGUCUAUCCGGCUUUCAGAGAAGACGCAGGAAAACAUUCUUAUUCCCAGCCUGUGUCCCAUGGGCACAAGCAAAUCCCAAAUUCUGCUCCUGAACCCUCCCAAUUUGUCUCUACAGACUCUCUUCUUGUUUUUCUGUUUUCUCAUGGCUGACUUUGUGUCUGGCCUGAGAAAGGUAGGGAGGGGGCUUUAUCAGCCCUGA
This is a messenger RNA of Nomascus leucogenys (northern white-cheeked gibbon), 1485 nucleotides long. RefSeq names its product pregnancy-specific beta-1-glycoprotein 4-like. Gene Ontology annotation, biological process: regulation of immune system process; signal transduction. Gene Ontology annotation, cellular component: plasma membrane; cell surface. NCBI's taxonomy places the organism in Eukaryota, Metazoa, Chordata, Mammalia, Primates, Hylobatidae. Gene Ontology annotation, molecular function: protein tyrosine kinase binding. The record is from RefSeq and is a predicted model, not a curated record.